AUGUCUUUCGAUAUUCAUAUUGCAUUUGCUGAUUUUGCAAGUAAAGGCGAAAUAGACUCACUUAUUUCACUGGUACUUUCUAAUCAAGAAAAUUUAUCUAAAUGCGCUGCUUACGCCCUUCUGCUAUGCUUUUUACCUGAAGGUUUGCACACUAAAAACAAUUUUAAGCUCAUUAAGGCAAUUACUAAUUUGCCCAAUAUUUUGGUGAAUGUGACAACUUCUACUUUUAUUGAGGAUAUAUCUUUAUAUGUUUAUUCUAGAAUUGAAUCUAUUGGAUGGGAAUAUCCAAUAUUUCCUUUAAACUUUGUUGAUGAUGCGAAAGUUUUGCUGUAUACUUUUAUAAAAUGUUAUAUCCGCAAUAAUGACGCUGCUAAACGCCAGCUUGAUUUCAAUUUAGAUUUUCUUCUUGUAGAAGAAAAUGAUUUUGAAGAAUUGUUUCAAUGGAAAUCCAGCUCUGUUGAUGUAUUGAGUAAUUUUAGAAAGUAUUAUUCCUCUCAUAAUCAGCCUUGGAUAUCGUUAUAUGAGUUUGAAUGUGCUCAUCCGGAAAAAGUAGUUCCUUUUCUUCUUCAAUACUCUAAUGAUGAUAAUAUAUUUCGAGAUAUAAAUGAUCUUGUAAUACCGUACAUUUCAUUUUAUGAUGCUCAAUAUGCUUUAUGGAAAUGGAUUGGCUCUGAUACAGAUUCUGUUAACCAUCUAGAGCUUCUAGAAUCAUUAAUUCGUCAUGGAGUUUCAGUUAUUGGUUCUGAAAAAGAACAAAGAGUAUUAAUUGAGGAAUGCCUUUUUCCAAAGUACAAAAAAGAAAAUUUUGAUUGGAAGGGCUUUGAUGAAAAAAACUGGAGUGAAAUAUAUGAAUCAUUGAAGUGGCUUCAAAGUGAUAUCUUUUCCAAAAUAUCAGACUCUUGGAUUGAUAAAAUUUUACUAACUGGUGCACUUUCUUCGGGGAAUUUUACUUUUGUCCAGAAACAAUUUUUUUCUAGGUCUUGUUCUUUACCAUUGACAGAAAUAAAGACAUCGAUUAUUUCUACAUUUUAUUUAUUUUUUGAUUCUGCAACAAAUGGAAAUAAAACCCGUGGGUCAAUGAAAAAUGCUGUUCAGUGCAUAAAACUUCUUCAAAAUUUUAAAGAUAAUGAGGAUGAAAUAUAUCGUGCUGAAGCAUUAUUAUCGGCCACUGACGAAUUGUCAAAAUACACAUUAUAUCUUUCUUCUCAAAAUAGUAAUACACAAAACAUGCCUAUGCUUCCAAAACAGAUACGAAAUUACCCUAACAAAUUUGAGCUAAUAUAUCGCGUUCUGGAACUCAAUUCUAAGGCAUAUCUGGAUUAUGAUAAACUUGUAUCUAUUUUGAAAAAUUUGAUUUAUAGCAGCACAGAAAAAAAUGAUGUUGGAACUAGCCAUAACUUUAAUUCAUCAAAAUUUGAUAGUUUAGAUUUGCUGAAUGAAAGUAUUUCUUUUCAAGUCAGAAAAAUGUGUAUUGAAGCAGCUUUAGUGGAUUCAAAUUUUGAAAAAGCCUAUGAAUUUGCAAUCCCUCAUCUUGUUUCUACUUCAACUACUUCUAACCAAAAAGAAAAUGCUUCAACAGUAGAUGAUUUUGGUUUAAAAAUUGUAUCCAAGGAAACAGAAUCAUGGGCGUCUCUUUUUCAAAUUGGUAAAUAUAUUUCCCCUUUUUGGGAAUCUGACAUACCAAUCGAUAUAAUUGAUAAAAAGAUGAAUGCACUAGCCUAUUCUCUUAAAAUCUGCCCCCAAGAACAGAUUCCAGUUAUACUUCAUACAUGGCAAAGAUGUGAUACUUUGAGGAAUGCUACAUUGAAAAAAUUUCAUAGCCAGAAAAUUGGGAGUGCCUUUAAUCAAACAGUAACUGCGGCAAUGUCUUCUGCACCAUCACUUAUACCCACUAAUUUUAAAAAGGUACUGUCUUCCACUGCAUCCUCUCUUUCCGUAUCAUCUUCACCAGGUUCUUUUGGGUUUCUAGAAAGGGACAAUGAAAAUUUUACUCAUUUUAAUACACGUAAACGUGAUCAACUAUCGAACCUGUUUGUCAGUGGCUUAGGCUGGGCUAUAGGUGCGAAUCAGCGGAAGUAA
Magnusiomyces paraingens is the source of this 2079-nucleotide messenger RNA. RefSeq lists its product as uncharacterized. Lineage: Eukaryota; Fungi; Ascomycota; Dipodascomycetes; Dipodascales; Dipodascaceae. The transcript has 2 exons. The coding region runs from base 1 to 2079 and encodes 692 amino acids. The record is from RefSeq and is a predicted model, not a curated record. Gene Ontology annotation, biological process: retrograde vesicle-mediated transport, Golgi to endoplasmic reticulum.